This is a messenger RNA of [Torrubiella] hemipterigena, 3113 nucleotides long. The record is from the annotation of a GenBank genome assembly. NCBI's taxonomy places the organism in Eukaryota, Fungi, Ascomycota, Sordariomycetes, Hypocreales, Clavicipitaceae.
GAACUCGUAUCAAAUCCAUCACCCACGCCUGCGCUGCUGCAAAUUCUGGCACGCUUCUACAGCACACUGCGCAUCGAACUCGACUAUCGAAUUUCAACUUUACAAUAACGCAAACGAACGCGCGCGCGCGAGAACCGGCAAAAUGAGUGGCAUGGCGACCAAGCAAGAGUCGCUCAAGAUCUUUGAGAAACUCAAGACGAAGCCAGCAAACAAGACUUGCUUCGAUUGUGGACAGAACAACCCUACCUGGACAUCCGUUCCCUUUGGCAUCUAUGUGUGCCUCGACUGUUCGUCAAACCACCGAAACCUGGGUGUCCACAUCUCAUUCGUCCGAUCCACGAACCUCGAUCAAUGGCAAUGGGACCAACUGCGAGUGAUGAAGGUUGGUGGCAACGAGUCCGCCACCAAGUUCUUCCGCCAAAACGGAGGCACUGCUGCUCUCAACAGCAAGGACCCCAAGACCAAGUACCAGUCCAGCGCCGCUACCAAGUACAAAGAGGAACUGAAGAAGCGCGCUGCCAAGGACGCACAAACAUACCCCGACGAAGUUGUCAUCAACGAUGGCGUCGAAGACGGCUCAUCGACUCCCGCUGGAGAACCCGAAGACGACUUUUUCUCCUCUUGGGAUAAGCCAGCCAUCAAGCGACCGACACCUCCCAUCUCUCGCACCGCCACGCCUCCUGUUGUUGGCCGCACUCCCUCCCCCUUUAUCAAUGCACCCAAGGAUGGCGCUCGCUCUGCCUCUCCUUUAGCCAAGUCCGAAUCUGCCGGUGACGCUAAGCCCACUGGUAAGGUCAUCACAUCGUCUCGUCUCGUCAAGAGCACUACUGCUGGUGGUGCAGCUCGCAAGACCAAUGUUCUUGGUGCUAAGAAGGCCACCAAGCUGGGCGUCAAAAAGGUUACUGCUGAUGCCAUCGACUUUGAUGAAGCCGAGAAGAAGGCCAAGGAGGAGGCCGAGCGCAUUGCAAAGCUCGGAUACGACCCCGAAGCCGAAGAGGCCCAGGCCGAGGCUACAUCUACAUCUGCCGCCACCAUUCUCUCACCAACUCCCCUCAGCCCUCCCAAGUCUAGCACUGCUCAGACCAGCCAAAAGUCUAGUGCGGAUGCGGAACGUUUGGGCAUGGGUAUGGCCAGAUUGGGCUUUGGCCAGAUCGGUGGCCCCAAGUCGUCUGCUGCACCCGCUAAGAAGAACACUGGCGGAUUCGGAUCGGUUGGCCCCGUCAAGGCCGCCCCUGAAGAGGAGUCCAGCACCUACGCCCGCUCUACGUUUGGUAACCAGAAGAGCAUCUCGUCGGAUCAGUACCACGGAAGGGGUGAGUUUGAUCCCUCGGCUCAGUCCGAGGCCAAGACACGCCUUCAGGGCUUCGAGGGAGCCACCGCCAUCUCGUCCAACGCCUACUUUGGACGCCCCGAGGAGGAGGAGGAAGAGGAUUAUGGAGACAUCGAGUCUGCUGCCAAGGACUUUGUCCGCAAGUUUGGUAUCACUGCCGGUGAUGAUCUUGAGAACCUGUCCAACGUUCUUGGCGAGGGUGCUACCCGUCUGCAGGGCGCCAUCCGAUCCUACUUGGGCAACUAGAUGGAUCCUUUUUCAGCAGUUUACUGGAUGCAUCGUUUUUAUGGUCUUUCUUUUAUUGCGUGCCGCUGCAAACAGGUCUCGAAUCACGUUGGAAUGGACAACGGCCGGCGAAUAUUACUGUUAAUGGGUAGAGGGAAGGCAGCUAGCUGCAGGAGGACGAUUGUUUUUUCUUUUUUUUUUUUUGCCUUUUAAUUUUUCCCAAUUUUUCUGGUUGGCAUGUAUGGCCGGCGCAUCGGGGGCGCGGCUUGGAACUGGUUAGAGGGGACGGGCGUCAAUAGUCGCAAAAAGCUAUGAUUUCCUUUGUGUGAAGCAUGAAUAGACAAGCAAAUACCAAUCCCAUCUUUGGAAUGAAGCUGAUUUCUGUAUGUAAAUAUGCUCUCCGUGGACAGUGCUUAUGUAGUUUAGGGGAGUGGAGGAGGUUGGCGCUGGAUGAAGCAUGUGAAGAUGCACAGUGGAGCACGCCAUGUGUACAAACAAGCAAGCAAGUAGAGCGAGCGAGUUGAGUGUAGCAACUCUGGCGCGUGGUGGUAAAUUUACUAAUUUAUAUAGGACACGUAAUUGGUAGCGUGCGAGACGGGUGAUGUAAAUUUGGUUAUGUAUAAAGUCAUUCAAGACGCUAUAUAAUCUACAUGGGAGGAUACAAAGGAAAUGCGUAAAUUCAAGCAAAAACUCCAACGGCACCGCCGUUCUUGCCGCGAUUCAUUUUGAUAAGGUGACAUUUUGAGUCGUGGGCAUGAGAUGUAGAGAGAAAUAGGAGGGGAAUAGUAAUACGGGGCGGAGGAGGUGCAUUUAGAGCUUGGCAAUCAUGGCGUUGCCCUGCUUGAUGACCUUGACGGCAUCACCGACGAGCUCGUCAACGACGGCCUUGGCGGACUUUUGCUCGUUGACAACAGCAGCGCACUUGCCCAUGAGGAAGGGGCGGAAAGCCUCAAGAGGGUCGUCAUCCUCAUCGUCGCUGAGGUUCUGGAUGCCAACCUUGGCGGCGAGCUCCUUGCCACCAUCAUCGGCGUUGAGGAACUUGUCGAGAUCAGCCUCGUAGGGGAUGGUGCCCUUGGCAGCGAGCUGCUUCAUCUCGGCCUGACGCUCAGUCUCCCAGUUGUUGAUGUAAGGGUUGUUGCGAACGCGCAUGGGACGGCCGGUGAAGAUGAUGGUGCGGAUGUUGUCGUCGUGGCCAGAGGUGCGGACAGCCUCCUUGUGGGCGCGGGGAGCGCCGGCCUCAUCGGUGAGGAUGAAGCGGGUGCCGACCCAGACGGCGCUGGCGCCCAUCAUGAGAGCAGCGGCGACAGUCUGGCCGUUGGAGAUACCGCCGGCAGCGACGACCUGGACGGGGCCGCCGGUGAGGGGAGACUUGUGCUUGUUGCAGAUCUCGACGACGGCGGGGAUGAGGACAGUGGUGGGGAUGUCACCGGUGUGGCCACCACCCUCACCACCCUGGGCGCAGAUGAUGUCGACGCCAAUGUCGAGGCACUUCUUGACGUGCUUGACGUGGCCAAUCAUGUUCAUGUAGAGAAUGCCGUGCUGAUGGAGCUUAUCGACA